This is a messenger RNA of Neoarius graeffei (lesser salmon catfish), 3144 nucleotides long. RefSeq names its product CD44 molecule (Indian blood group) a (gene cd44a). The transcript has 5 exons. The record is from RefSeq and is a predicted model, not a curated record. Bases 80 to 1108 code for a protein of 342 amino acids. Lineage: Eukaryota; Metazoa; Chordata; Actinopteri; Siluriformes; Ariidae.
AUUUCUACUUCUCACAUGCUGAAAAGUUGGCUCUGGAAUUGAUUAUAGACUGUAUCAUACACACCUAGCAGCAUUAACUAUGCACAUUCUUCUGCUUCUUAUAGUCACAUCUGGAUUGGUGUUACUUCAGACAACUCAGGGUGUGACUACAAAUCUUGAACCAGAUGCAGACUUCCUCGAAGAGGCAAUGGCUGACGGCUUUAUAGUCAGCACUAAAGAGCCAACCAAAACUGAGAUACCACGUGAUAAUCACCAUGCCGUUAUUAACCAUGACUCACUUAACCCAGAAGCAAAUCGAUCCCCGUUUCAGAAGGAUAGUCUGCCAACAAUAACUACAGUGAAAACCCCAGAAGCUAGUACGAAACUCUCCACUGGAAAUACUAACGAACUUCCAAAGAAUGAGAAUGCUACUGUUUUGAUGAAAGUUGGCUCACACCAAACCACCACAUUGCCCCUGGAGGAGACUCUUGAAGGCUCUGGUAUCUUCCCUGAACAGAUUAUUAAGAAGGACACAUCAGUGACACACACCACCUUAGAAAAUGUUGAUAAAAAGGACUUUAGCAGCAAAGGUUCAGACAUGAUUUCAACGACUCUCAAUGAAGAGCAAGAAGGGAGUGGAUCUGGGAUAACCAACUUAGACUGGCUGACAACUACAUCAACCAAAAUUAAGAAAGAAGGAAGAAUUGCAGUUGUAUACAGAACAAAAGAAGAAGAAGAAAAACAUAGUCCAGAUCAAGAAAACAAAGUACCUAGCCUGACUACAUAUCUUAUGAAUAAUUAUGUAGAUGAGAUAAAAGUCACUGCAUCUCCACGGGUCAAAGAAGGCACACCUGACUGGCUGCUCAUCUUAGCAUUAUGCCUGACACUUGGAGCCGUUAUCUGUGUGCUUGCUGGGAUCGCCACCAAAGACAUGUGGUAUGGGCCUGGUAGGAAAUGCUUCAAUCCCAACUCCACAGACUCGACAAAUAAUCAGAAAUAUGACAAAGCAGCAACUCUCCGUCUAUCAGAGAAGGAAAUGGUGGCACUAAUGAGCACACAAAAGGAAGAGAGGAAAGACUGUACCACCAUCAGCAUUGAAGACAUUCCAGAAAAGGAAUAUCUGAUGUAGUACUAGUGGGAAUGAAAAGGAAGUAAGCCCUGAGCCCUGUGUAUUAAUCCAACAUGAGCUAAAAGCCAACGAGAUCAAGCUGGAUUAUUUUCUGGCUCAUUCUGUGCAGCCUGAUUUUUAGUGUUAAUGUGCUUCAUGGAUAAAUGCUUAUCACUUUACAGACAAACCACACUUUAAUGAAAUGCACUUCUCAUUGUAUAGACUUUCAGUUUUCACUUACAGCUAACAACUUAGUUUCUUGAUGUCUUCUUUAUUUUAAUCACAAGCAUGAAGUUGCACCUUUUUAUUUUAUUGCUUGAAAUUUUGAAAGAAAUUUGUUUGUUAAAGCUAGACGGCCUUUCGAGUUCAUAAAAUCAGUGAAAUUUAGUUCUCUCUGAGGUAACACAGUAGUAUAGUGGUUUGUAUUGUCGCCUCACAGUAAGAAGGUCCUGGGUUCAAAGGUGGCCUUUCUGUGCAGAGUUUGCAUGUUCUCCUCGUGUCUCUGUGGGUUUCCUCCGGGUGCUCCGGUUUCCCCCACAGUCCAAAGACAUGCAGGUUAGGUUAAUUGGUGGCUCUAAAUUGACCGUAGGUAUGAAUGUGAGUGUGAAUGGCUGUUUGUCUCUGUGUAUCAGCCCUGUGAUGAUCUGGCGACUUGUCCAGGGUGUACCCCGCCUUUCGCCCGUAGUCAGCUGGGAUAGGCUCCAGCUUGCCUGCGACCCUGCACAGGAUAAGCGGUUACAGAUAAUGGAUGGAUGGAUAGUUCCCUUUGGAAUUUGGUCAUUGUAAUAUGUUUAUUUAUGUAAUAUCUAAAAAUAUCCGGCCAUUCUGUGGUUGGGAAGUUAUUUAAUUUGAGGGAAUUCCUGAGCAAAUAAUGUGCAUGAAAUCACUCGCUUCGCACAGUCAAGCAGACAGAAGAAGUCUGUGUGCGCAUGCACAGGUUUACCUUCUUCUUCUUCUUUUGGGUUUUACGGCAGCUGGCAUCUACAGUGUUGCAUUACUGCCAUCUACAGGUUUACCUUUGACCGUGCACUCACAGUUACAUCAUUCUGUCGCUAAACGAACAGCUGAUCACACCGAUGUGCUCACUGACUGCCUAUAUUUAUUAGUUUGGCUUUGCGUUUCCUUUCCUUCGCAGCAUAACAUCUUUUCUUCUCGCUUUCCGUUACUGUGGUCGGUCUUUCACGUUCCAUUCGCACACUCAUGUCCUCCAUUUUGCUCUUCUGUUUCAAAUUUGUAUCCCACAAUGCCUUACGCAACUGGGGAAAGCCCAGCACAUGAUGCAUGACGUAGUGUCUUGAUUUGGGUCAUGGUGAAGCAGGAAAAAUAGCAAAAAAUUUAGGGCCACAUGGUCAUUAAGUUAAUUAAUUAAUUAAUUAAUUGCUCUAUUUACAAAAAAAAAUUGGAAGUCUGUGAUUUGAAUUCAGUAGUUUUCAGUCCACUAAACUUAAAUAAUUUGGUGUCAGGGAAAAUUCUUUUUAUGACCUACAUUUGAAAAAUCUGAAAGGCAGCCUACCUUUAAUUAAUCACAGUGAACAACUAGAGAAUUGCUAGUUAAAAUGUUAUUAAACUAUUAUGACAUUUCUUUUUACACUAUUUCACUAUUAUUAUUUAUAAAUACCCACCUGUAAGUACUGUGUACUAAAAUAUAAUGCUUUCAGAAAAUCAAGCACGGAACAAUGAAAUGCUACAUUUAUUUGACAUGCAUACCUGUUUGUUUAAGGAAUUAAAAAUGCGCUUAAUUGGUAAUAAGAAGAGGACCACAUGAGGUACGAGGACCACGUACUCUUAUAGGCACAGUAACAUGAGAAAAUAAUGUGUGAGCUCCUUUUGCUGGUCCCCAUGUUUACAUGUACAAGGCUCCUAUUUACAGUCUGUCCUAUUCUUUCAAUACAUUUCCCAUUAUUGGGAACAGAAUGUUUGUUCCCAUUUCAUCUUUAAUUCAUGUGGGGUUGGUGAGGUGGAAAGGACAUUGUCUUAAUGAAGUGAAUGAAACAAUUUAUUGAACCAUAUGUCUUUUAGUUUAUUGGAGUUCAAAAUAAAAGACGUUCUCAAAUAAA